AUGGAGCGCCUGCGCAAGGUUUUGCCUGAAACUCCUCCCACAUCACCGCCUGUUGGAUUCGCCGGUCAAAAUGGCUUCAGCACACCACUCUUCCCACAGCAGCCGAAUAUUCUGUACAUCAUGGCGGAUCAGCUUGCGGCACCUCAAUUGAAGAUCUACAACAAGGACUCGCAAAUCAAGACUCCAAAUCUCGACAAGCUCGCCGAGCGAUCAGUCGUGUUCGACUCUGCAUACUGCAACUCUCCACUCUGCGCUCCAAGCCGCAUGGCCAUGAUCACCGGCCAACUCCCAUCGAAGAUUGGCGCAUACGACAACGCCUCACCAAUUGCGGAAGACACACCCACAUAUGCGCACUACCUGCGCAAUGCAGGCUAUGAGUGUGUGCUCGGCGGCAAGAUGCACUUCAUUGGCGACCAACUUCACGGAUACGAGUACCGCCUGACUGCAGACAUCUACCCAGCAGAUCUCGGCUGGUCAGUCAACUGGGACGAACCAGACACUCGGCUCGAAUGGUACCACAACAGCUCUUCGAUCCUGCAGGCUGGUCCUUGCAUUCGAAGCAACCAGCUCGACUACGAUGAGGAGGUCAUGUACAAGGCCAAGCAGUUCCUCUACGAUCACGUCCGCAAGCCACAAGGCAGCCGCCCAUUCUGCUUGACCGUCUCCCUUACCCACCCACACGACCCAUACACAAUCGAGCACAAGUACUGGGACAUGUACGAGGAUGUGGAAAUCGACAUGCCCAAGGUCCAGCUUCCGAAAGACCAGCUCGACCCACACAGCAAGCGUCUGCAACACGUAUGCGAUCUCGAGGACUACAAUUUCACCGACGACCAGAUCAAGCGUGCCAAGCGUGCAUACUAUGGAUCGGUCAGCUACGUUGAUGACAACAUCGGCAAGCUCAUGGAGACGCUGAAGCAAUGUGGUCUGGAUGACAACACCAUUGUCAUCUUCUCCGGCGACCACGGCGACAUGCUCGGCGAGCGCGGCCUGUGGUACAAGAUGUCCUACUUCGAGUCCUCUGUCCGUGUUCCCAUGCUCUUCAGCUACCCCAAGCAGUGGGCACCUCAUCGCGUCCCUCACAGCGUCAGCACGCUCGACAUCCUCCCAACACUCGUCGAUAUUGCCGGCUCCCAGCUCAUGCCCGGUCUGCCCAUGGACGGCGUCUCUAUCGUGCCUCAUCUCAAGGGUGUCGACACGCACGACAACGUCUUCGCCGAGUACAUGGGCGAAGGCACCAUCGCUCCGAUGAUGAUGAUCCGUCGCGGACCAUGGAAAUACAUCACCUGUCCCGCCGACCCAGACCAGCUCUACAACCUCUCCGACGAUCCCAGCGAGCUCACCAACCUCGCCACCUCCACCGACGCCGCGACCAAGAAAGUCUAUGAAGAGUUCGUGUCCGAGGCCAAGGCGAAAUGGGACAUGGACGCCAUCACCAAGGACUGCGUGCGUCGUCAACGCCAGCGCCGUCUCUGCCAGUCUGCGCUGAAGGAGGGCAAGUGGACGAGCUGGGACUACCAGGUGCCGGACAACAGUCAGGACAAGUACAUCCGCAGCCACAUGGAUCUCGACGAUCUCGAGCGGCGAGCGCGCUUCCCGAUUGUGGAUGCGUAUGGCAAUAUCAAGGUCACUCCGACUGUUGUUGGCAAGGAGGGUGUCCUCGCCAUCCCUCACCAGGCCGGUGCCAAUCACCAGUGA
Messenger RNA from Zymoseptoria tritici IPO323, 1698 nucleotides. RefSeq lists its product as uncharacterized. Gene Ontology annotation, molecular function: sulfuric ester hydrolase activity. The transcript has a single exon. The coding region runs from base 1 to 1698 and encodes 565 amino acids. Lineage: Eukaryota; Fungi; Ascomycota; Dothideomycetes; Mycosphaerellales; Mycosphaerellaceae. The record is from RefSeq and is a predicted model, not a curated record.